AUGUUCGCCCCGGCCGUUGUCGCCGGCUGGUUCAGUGCAUUGUUCAGUUGCACGACACACACACACAUACCUGCCUUAUACACGCCCCCACGAAUCGUGGAAGCCUCGUGCUUGGGCUGGAGCUUGACUCAAGGAGAAGCAAAAACUCAAGGCGCCAUAUUUGCAGAGCGCGGAAGUGCACACUUCAGAGCACCCACGAAUACUAGCGGAACCACAGAAACUCAAGUCUUCCAAGGAACAAAAAAUUGCACAAACUCUCUGCCCUUGGUCACGAUUAAUGUGGCCGCGUCAUUUUAA
This is a messenger RNA of Colletotrichum costaricense, 297 nucleotides long. RefSeq lists its product as uncharacterized. The record is from RefSeq and is a predicted model, not a curated record. NCBI's taxonomy places the organism in Eukaryota, Fungi, Ascomycota, Sordariomycetes, Glomerellales, Glomerellaceae. The coding region runs from base 1 to 297 and encodes 98 amino acids. The transcript has a single exon.